This is a messenger RNA of Trichomycterus rosablanca, 2340 nucleotides long. RefSeq names its product leucine rich repeat and fibronectin type III domain containing 2b (gene lrfn2b). The coding region runs from base 1 to 2304 and encodes 767 amino acids. Gene Ontology annotation, cellular component: cell surface; postsynaptic density membrane. Lineage: Eukaryota; Metazoa; Chordata; Actinopteri; Siluriformes; Trichomycteridae. The transcript is spliced from 2 exons. The record is from RefSeq and is a predicted model, not a curated record. Gene Ontology annotation, molecular function: protein binding.
AUGGACCAGGUGUUCUGGCAGCUGCUGGUCCUGGUUAUGGCCGUGGAAGCAGUUCAUGCUUGUCCCAAAUACUGCCUGUGCCAGAACCUGUCGGAGUCCCUGGGGACGCUGUGUCCCUCCAAGGGCCUUCUGUUCGUGCCGCCGGACAUCGACCGGCACACGGUGGAGCUCCGCCUGGGCGGCAACUUCAUCCUGCGGAUCACGCAGCAGGACUUCGCCAACAUGACGGAGCUGGUGGACCUGACCCUGUCGCGCAACAGCAUCAGCUCCAUCCAGCCGUUCUCCUUCGCUGACCUGGAGACCCUGCGCUCGCUGCACAUGGACAACAACCGGCUGGCCGAGCUCGGACCCGACGACCUGCACGGCCUCGUCAACCUCCAGUACCUGAUUCUGAACAACAACCAGCUGAACCGCAUCUCCGAACGUGCCUUCCGCGACCUGGCGCCGGCCAUCGAGGACCUGGACCUGUCCUACAACAACCUGCAGACGGUGCCCUGGGACUCCGUGCGCCAGAUGAUCAACCUGCACCAGCUCACCUUGGACCAUAACUUGCUGGAAUACAUUCCGGAAGGAACCUUCGUAGAUCUGGAGAGACUCGCCCGCCUGGACCUGACGUCCAACCGUCUCCGGAAGCUGCCGCCGGACCCGGUGUUCGCCCGGGCGCAGGACUCGGCGCACGACACGUUGCAGGUGUCGACGCCCUUCGCGCCGCAGCUGUCGCUGAACAUCGGCGGUAAUCCGUUGCACUGUAACUGCGAGAUGCUCUGGUUUCGGCGGCUGGAUCGCCAAAACGACUUGGAAACCUGCGCCUCCCCUCCGGCGCUGAAGGGGCGCUACUUCUGGGGCAUCAGGAAGAGCGAGUUCACCUGCGAGCAGCCGCUGAUUACCCAGCACACACACCGCCUGCUGGUUCUGGAGGGGCAGACGGCCAGCUUGAAGUGUGAGGCUGUCGGAGAUCCGACCCCCAUGGUCCACUGGGUCGCCCCUGAUGACCGUCUGCUGGGCAACUCCUCCCGGGUCGUAGUGUACGCCAACGGCACCCUCGUGAUCACCAUCACCACCUCCAAAGACUUCGGGACCUUCACGUGUAUCGCCGCGAACGUGGCCGGCGAAUCCACGGCUUCCGUGGAGCUGUCGAUCGUCCAGCUGCCCCACAUGGGCAACGGAACCGGACAGCCCAGGUCUCGCCUCUCGGACAUCACGGGAAGCUCGAGAGCCACGCCCAAGGGCCCGGCGGAAAAGGAGAAGGCGGUCUCGGUUUCCGAGGUGACCGCAGACUCCGCUCUCGUUAGGUGGUCCGUCAGCAAGGCGGCGCCCAAGGUGAAGAUGUUCCAGCUGCAGUACAACUGCUCCAACGAUGAAGUGCUCGUCUACAGGAUGAUCCCUCCCUCCAGUAAAGCCUUCCUGGUGAACAACUUGGUCUCUGGAAGCCGCUAUGAUUUGUGCGUCCUGGCGGCCUGGGACGACUCGUCCACCACGCUGACGGCCACCAGCAUCGUGGGCUGCACCCAGUUCUUCACCCAGGACGAGUACCCACAAUGCCAUUCUCUGCACGGGCAGUUGCUAGGUGGCACCAUGAUCCUGGUGGUGGGGGGCAUCAUAGUCGCCACGUUGCUCGUCUUCAUCGUCAUCCUCAUGGUGCGCUACAAGGCUGGAGAGGGCGGGGCCGUCCCUGGACCUGGACACGGCGACUCUCUGGAGCUUCCUGUCAGCAAGCUUAGUGACGUCGGCGACGCCUACUCACAGAGCAACGACGGGCGUCUGGGGCAGAACGGAGGCGUCCUCGCGUCCCCGUCGAACUCCAAACCCAACCCUAAAUCUGACAAUCCCAAGGUCACCCUGCGGGACGAGCUGGUGGACUUUAAGUGCGGCUCUCUGCAGAGCAGCUCCAGCUCCGUGUCCUCGUCCUCCGGUUCCUCGGUGGGUUCCGUCGGCGGUCUGCGCUCCUGCAGCCCCAACAGCGCUCUGGCCAGCAUCUGGAGGUCGGCGCCUCUUAAACCGAGACCAAAUCUGGACCAUCUCCUGGGUGCCAUCACGUCUUUGGAGCUUAAAAGCCAAACGGUCUCCGGCUCCUCGUAUCCGUCCUCGCUGCCCCCGAGUGACCGGGAGCCUCUGUUAGGCAGGACCUCAGGCUCCAGGUUUAGACGGAGCCACUCGUUCGACGCCGGUGACUUUGCCGCGUCGAUCAGCAGCGUCUGGACCAGACGGAGCCUCUCCAUCAACGGCAUGCUCCUCAAGGACGACGCUACGAGCAGCAAGGGAACUCUGGAGGGUUCAGAAUGGGUGGUGGAGAGCACCGUGUAGGUUCAUGAAGCUUCUGUUUAUCUUAACGAUGCAGCG